Messenger RNA from Nymphalis io (European peacock), 969 nucleotides. Its product is annotated as chymotrypsin-1-like. Gene Ontology annotation, molecular function: serine-type endopeptidase activity. The coding region runs from base 1 to 801 and encodes 266 amino acids. NCBI's taxonomy places the organism in Eukaryota, Metazoa, Arthropoda, Insecta, Lepidoptera, Nymphalidae. The transcript is spliced from 5 exons. The record is from RefSeq and is a predicted model, not a curated record. Gene Ontology annotation, biological process: proteolysis.
AUGGAUCUUAAAUUGCAAAUUUUGGAAGACAUUAAAUAUGUACGUAUAAUAGAAGAACAAAUGCAUAAGGGGAAAUUAAGAAUUGUAGGUGGCGCAAAAGCUCCUCCAGAAUUUGGGAAAUUCAGUGUAUCACUACAAAAUAUUACAGGGCAUCAUGUUUGUGGAGGUGCUAUUAUUUCACAUAGACAUUUGGCAACUGCUGCACACUGCGUAUAUGGAGCGAAAGCGAAAUAUAUAAAAGUUGUAGUUGGAACCACUGAUCUGGACUAUAAAGGGUUAAAAUAUAACGUGGAAUCAGUACACGUUCAUGAUUGUUAUAAUUACACCCUGAAAUUAAACGAUAUAGCAAUAAUAACAAUAAAAGGAUUAUUUGACUUACGAAAAGUAGAAAUGAUUAAACUUGACGAAAAUUAUGUAAAAGAGGGGGAAAUUGUUCAGUUAACAGGUUUCGGAGCUCAAAAGGCUUACGGAGAGUCAAGCCGGAGAAUGCACGCCCUGAAUUUAACAGUAUUUGAUCAGAAGAUUUGUCAAUACGCCAUGCGUUACACGCGAAAAGUUUACAACAGUAUGUUUUGCACAUUUACAAAAAUUGGCCAAGGAACUUGUCAUGGAGAUUCCGGAGGACCAUUAACAAAGGAUAAUAAAUUGGUCGGAAUAGUUUCAUGGGGGAUACCCUGUGCUGUUGGUUUCCCAGACGUGCAUACAAGAAUAUCACCACACGUGAAAUGGAUUCGUAAAAUAAUAGAUAAAAAAGUUUGUAGUUAUUGCGACUACACAAAAACAAAAGUAUCUCAUAAAUGAAAUGACAGGUCUCAAUACUGAAAUAUUCACUUUAAGAGUGGUGAUAAAAACAAACUUAGGUUUUUUAUUAUGUAAACAUUUAAUUACCUACUAUAUUGGUUAAAUUGUUUUUACGAUACGAUAUAAACGAUUAAGACAUUAUUUUUUUAAAUUCCUUUAGACGGCUUA